CAAACGGCAACCAUUUAGACUGACUGUUUUUGUUUUGCACAUUUGUUCAUUAUGUUAAAUGAGAGUUUGUGAAAAUUAAAUUGUUUGCUAAGAAUUCUGAAUUCAGCAAUGGACAAAGAUUCAGAUAGCACUGUGACAUCAUUGGAUGAAAAUACCGAAAAUUUCUGCACAAAUCCUACCCGUGAUAUACUGGCGGAAGGUAUCGUGAACUUUUUUAAACCAUCAGUGGAGAAAUUGGACGAACACAUACAAGCUACUCGUGCAUCACAAGUAGAAUUAAAAAAACAAUUGGACUCACUUUCGGUGCAAUUGGUGGAAAUAGAGAAGGCGCAACAUAAUAUUCCUGAGUUUUCUAGCAAAGUUAAAGAAUUGAUAAACGUGAAGCAUAAGGUAACAGUUAUAACAAACGUUCUCAGUACAAGCCAGGAACGUUUGACUGGAUUGUAUAGACUUAUCGAAAAAGAGCAACGUCGUAGACAAGCUCUUCUUGACUCAGCUUUAAGCUCAAAUAUAUCUUAAAAAGAAAAAAAUGGAAACUCCUUACACAGAUCAUCUAACAUCAAUCGAUUACGAACAAGUGUAUGAGCCAGCAGAAGAUUCCUUUCUAUUGUUGGAUGCCUUAGAAGCUGACCUAUCAUUUAUCGAGAGUUUACAACCGCAGGUAUGCUUGGAAGUUGGACCGGGUAGUGGUAUCAUUGUUACUGCGUUGGCAAAAAAGUUAAAAGAAACACUUUGCCUAGCUACUGAUAUAAAUCCAUAUGCUUGCAAGGCAACGAAAAAAACUGCUAAUCAUAACGGUACAUUUGUGGAAAGCAUAAAUUGCAACUUGGUAGAUCUUUUGCGUAAAAAGACGAUCGAUUUACUUGUAUUCAAUCCGCCUUACGUGGUAACCUCGGACGAAGAAUUAAAAAAUCAAUCAUAUACCAACUCACAAAUAACAUUUUCGUGGGCUGGAGGUGUACAUGGUAGACGUGUAAUUGAUGAACUGCUCAAGAGUUUGGAUAGCAUUUUAUCUGCAAAAGGGGUUUUCUAUUUGUUGGCGCUACGUGAAAAUAAACCAGAUGAAUUAAUAAUCAAUUUAAAUACUUUGGGCUUUACUGCAAUUAAGUUUAUGGAAAGACGGAUUCCUGGCGAAUAUCUAUACAUUUUAAAGAUAACACGAAAAUGAUUUUUAAGGUAUCAUAAAAAUAUCAAUCAAUUUGAUGUAAAAUAUAAAUAAAUAUUUUCUCCAAA
Messenger RNA from Bactrocera dorsalis (oriental fruit fly), 1233 nucleotides. RefSeq names its product SNAPIN protein homolog (gene Snapin). Gene Ontology annotation, molecular function: SNARE binding. NCBI's taxonomy places the organism in Eukaryota, Metazoa, Arthropoda, Insecta, Diptera, Tephritidae. The transcript has a single exon. The record is from RefSeq and is a predicted model, not a curated record. Gene Ontology annotation, cellular component: synaptic vesicle; BORC complex; BLOC-1 complex. Gene Ontology annotation, biological process: endosome to lysosome transport; lysosome localization; intracellular protein transport. The coding region runs from base 109 to 519 and encodes 136 amino acids.